Ectocarpus sp. CCAP 1310/34 is the source of this 1056-nucleotide messenger RNA. The record is from the annotation of a GenBank genome assembly. NCBI's taxonomy places the organism in Eukaryota, Phaeophyceae, Ectocarpales, Ectocarpaceae.
AUGCUUUGGGGGGUGCGCGGACUCCGGCGGGAGACGGGGCUACGGGGCAUGGAGCGCGGAAUCAGGACGAUGCAGCUGACGGAGGGUGGGAGCCGCCCGCACAAGGCGGGGGGGGGGGGGGGAAUCCCCAGGGAGGACUUACGUCAGACGUGGGAGCUCGCGCUGAGGCGGCCCGACAGGCAGGAGCAGUGGGACGGGAUGAGGGGGAAACACACGAUGAGGAGGGGGCGGAGGUUAGGCUUCCCAGCGAGGAAGAUGGGUCGGAGUCAGGGGGUCCGACCCCACCCGCGGGAGCAGUGGGAAACGAUGAUGAGGAAACACCCGAGGAAGAAGGGGGAGAUGUUGGGAAUCCCGGCGAGGAGGGUGGAUCGGAGUCACAGCGUCGCUUGGAUAACUACGACGACGUUUGGGAGGAAGGCUCGCAGGACAGCGAAGGAGACGACGAUUCGCUUGACGGUAUGGAUGAUAUCGGGAUCGACCUCGACGGAGACUUGCUGGUGGACGACGAGCCUUAGUUAUGUGAAUGGUGGAACCCAUUGCGUGACCCACGAAGAUCUACCGUAACGGAGUGCAGCUGCAUUCGGCUGUUGUGUUCUCCUCGUAGAAAUGAGAAUUGCCACAAGUGGUUUUCGGCCAUGUGGGUUUGCUACGCAGCACAAUUGCGUGUGUGUGGUACAGUCGAAGUCUACACUUCGGUGUCUGCGUCUUUUUUUUUUUGUGUGUGGUGCCAGGUUCAAAACAGUCCAGUUUUUUUUUUGGGCACACAUGGGUUUGUGUAGUCGAAGUCAACACUUUGGUGUGUGUGUCUUUUUUUUUGUUGUGUGUGGUGCCAGGUUCAACACAGUGCACGUCUUUUUUGUUGGGCGCACAUGUAUGCGUGCGUGUGUCGUACACUCGAGGUCAACACUUUGGUGCAUCCUGAGUCAUUUUUUUUGUUAGGAGUGGUGCCAGGUUCAAGACAUGUGCACGCGGAUUUUUUUGGGCGCACUUCUAUGCGUGCGUGUGUUCAACACACAGUGCACGUAUUUUUUUUUUCUUGGCGCACAUGUAUGCGUG